AUUUAAAAUAUGCGAAGAUGAUGAAACGUAUACGAGUAAAUUAAAAAUAUUUGAGAAACCCGCACAUUACAUCAGGUAUGAACUUUACAGAGAUCAAGUGACAGGAAUUAAGUUAACAGACGGAUCGAUUAUCCAUUACGAUUUGUUAAAAGAAGAUGAAUUAUUUCUCCAAAGUCUUAACUCGUCCAUAAAUGUCCAAUUAAGUGAUGACGAUUUCUGUAAGCUAAUUGAUAAAUUUGAAAAGCUAACAGGGUACUCAGAAAAUAAAGAAGAAAUAAAUUUAAAGGAUGCAAUAAAAGCUGCAGCUGAUUUGAAAAUAAAUCUCAAAAGUAAUGUUGUAAAGGAUAUUCAUACGUACUGGAAAAGUAAAAGAAAAAAAUUGGGAAGACCACUGCUUCGGAUGUUUUGGAAUAGCUCCCAAAAUAUUUUGCCACAUUAUUCUGUGUUUAGAUCAAGAGUGAAAGAAAAAAUGACACUGAGGAAACACAAGAAGAAGAACAGUGAAAUUAUUUUGAAGAUGCAGGAACUUAUAGAAGAUUUUAGACGAUUGGAUCGAAUAUUACGCAAAAUGAAGCAAAGGGAUGAGAAGAAAUUACUCCUACUACAAUUAAACUCCAUCCUUUUUGAUCAGAGAAAAAACGAAAUUAAGGACAAAACGUAUGUCUGCCCUAUGUGGAAUUACUUUAAAGAUUACAAAAUGGAGAAGAUAUACAAAAAGUUCAAGAAGGACAAAUAUUACAAGAGCUUGUACAGCGGCGCGAACGCGGGCAGCCACCAUCGGGGGAGCAGUCAUCAUGAGAGAGCUCACCAUGAGAGGGCAUAUCAUGAGAGGGCUCAGCAUGAAGGCAGCCAUCAUGAGAGAGGCUACCAUGAGAGCGGUUAUUAUGGAAGCGGCCACCACGGGAGCGGUUAUCAUGAGAGCGGUCAUCACGCGAAGAGUCAUCACUCGCACCACUCACACCACGCACAUCACUCUCACCACGCACAUCACUCUCACCACGCACAUCACUCACACCACUCACACCACUCGCACCACUCACACCACCCGCACAACCGAUCCUGCGCUCAAAUCCACAACGACUCCAUCGUUAGCAGAAAAAUCAACAAAAGAGCAAAGAGCCAAGGACUAUGCGAGCAAAUGAACGUGAUCAAAAUAAAUCGAAAUGAGUACAAAAAUGUGGUCCUGAUUAAGAGGCGAGGGAGAAGCAAUAGAAUAUGGGUCGACCGAAAGUUUUUAAACGAAAUGAAUAACGAUGAUAUAAAUUGCUGCGACCUAUCGUAUACCUUUAAUGACUUCGUGGAGGCUUCUCUAAAUUUAAAAAAAAAUUAUGAGGAGGAUUUGUGCAACUAUAUCACUGGAAAGCAGAAACAUAUUCCCAUCAAGUUGGGCAUCAAAAGUGGUGACAUUAAAAAUUUGGACUCCAACUUUUUUAGCAAUCAGAGAAAUGGGGAGCAGCAGCCAGGGGAUGACGCCGGGGGUGCAGCGGAGAUGGAUACCCCAGGGAUUGCCACCGGAGGGAUUGCCACGGCAGGGAUUUCCACCGCUGGGAUUCCCACCGCAGGGAUUCCCACCGCAGGGAUUGCCACCACAGACAUUGCCACCGCAGGGAUUCCCACCGCAGACAUUGCCACUGCGAUAGGCACGUCUGCAUUGGGCGAGGGAGACGACGGAGGCAUCCUCUUCGAGAAGUACGAAGAAAUGAAAAGGGAAAAAAAAAAGAGGAAAAGAAAAAAAGAGUCCAAAAAUGUCGCGCCGAGUAUAUCGUACGACCCGAUCAAUGCUUUUUCUUCCCAACCAAUGGAAGAAGAGUUAGCCGCAUCGCAAAGAUAUGCAAACGGUACCACUGGAAUAUCUGUGGAAGGAGGUAAUAACUAUCUUGAUUACCCCUCAAACUAUAACAACCAAAAGGAAGAUCGAAGAUUUCUUAAUUUCAUGUACAACAAAGGAGACGCAGAAUUAGUAGGGAGUAGCUCCCUGUGGGGAAAGUACAACACAAAUACGAAUGGAGCAUCGAAUGGGAAAACAAAACCCCAUGAUGAUGAAUCACCUUACGCACUCAUGAAUCUUUCAAACGAUAAGGUGGAGAGUGCACUGCAUGAAUCGAGACUUAUAAGCAAUGUAGAUCCCAACAGUAAAAAUGAAAGUACCAAUUCGGUUCACAGCAAUGAGCAAGCAAGUUACAACAAAGCGCUCUUUCAAUUUGACGAUUUGGUUAACCCACAGCUUAAUAGGGAUAACUAUAUUUUUUGUUUGAGCAAAUAUGCAUGUGCACAGAAACGUAUUUUAUUUUACCUUGAAAAUAUGCUUAAUUUUGAUAACUAUAAUUUUAAGAGCAAGAAAAGGGAAGCCAGCACAACUGUGGCUCAGGGCGCGCCCAGCUCUGCACCACCGGUGGAACUUCCCCAGGAGGGGGAGAACAUGGACAAGGCGCAAGAGGUGCAAAACGCUCCAGAAGCAAGAGAAGCGCGAGAAGCGCGAGAAGCGCGAGAGGGAGUCGACUUGGUGGAGCCGAGUGAUAAGCCAGAAGAGGGGGUCCACACCGGCGUGCCUGACCCAGCUGACGUACUGCACAUCGACACGCAGAACUAG
Messenger RNA from Plasmodium cynomolgi strain B, 2590 nucleotides. RefSeq lists its product as hypothetical. Lineage: Eukaryota; Apicomplexa; Aconoidasida; Haemosporida; Plasmodiidae. The record is from RefSeq and is a predicted model, not a curated record. The transcript has a single exon. The annotation marks the transcript as partial. Gene Ontology annotation, cellular component: piccolo histone acetyltransferase complex. Gene Ontology annotation, biological process: regulation of transcription by RNA polymerase II.